CAUCAUAAAAGGCACUCUGCGGCCGCCAGUUCAAGCAACAGUGCCAGCCUCUACGACACGUCUCUGGCGCCUAAUUCAUUCUACUUCAAACACACGUCUACAACACCAGCCCCCAGCAACCCCGCAAGCACCAAACACCAACUCAAAGAUGCCUUCCUACAUCGUUACGUGCAAGGAGGAUGCCACUCCUGAGCAGGUGGAGGCCGCCAAGAAGCACGCCACCGAUCAGGGUGGCAAGAUCGGACACAGCUUGGACAUCAUCAAGGGCUUCUCCGUCACCUUCCAGGAAGACGCCGUCACCACCCUAGAGUCGCACCCGCACAUCCACGCCGUCGAGGCCGAUGGUGUGGUGACGACCCAAUAGACGCGAGCAGGAGAUAUAUCCCAUGGUGGAACUUGUAUCCGAACACACGCAGGUCGACCGGGCUUGGUCCUUUCAGGCCACCCAUCGCAAAUCAAUUUCACAUUCCCAACAUCUCACUGUGAUUCUUGUGCUUGUCAUGAAUGAUUGUCCGCUCUCAGUACGG
Molecule: messenger RNA, 527 nt
Organism: Gaeumannomyces tritici R3-111a-1
Lineage: Eukaryota; Fungi; Ascomycota; Sordariomycetes; Magnaporthales; Magnaporthaceae
Exons: 4
Coding region: 149-364 (71 amino acids)
Biological process (GO): vacuole fusion, non-autophagic
Molecular function (GO): endopeptidase inhibitor activity
Source: RefSeq, a predicted model, not a curated record